GCGCCCAACUUCAUUACAAAGUUGAUCAAUGCAAUGGGCAUCAUCAUGAUCCUCACAUGAUGAUACCAGCACAUGCCACAGCUGUGACAGCAGUGCUCCAUGUAAAUGUUGCAGAACUUUGUUGAACGCUCAUGAUCAUGGCAUUUGAGAACUUAAUGGCUUCGUAAUAAGCUGCCAGCUUUCCAAUUGAGCUCACAUUUCCUCGAGGAGGUGCACAUGUCAGUUGUCACUGGGCAACACUCUGGCCCAUUAUGGGCGUCUCUAGUACACUUCUUCUUUAUUUCAAAGCCUGUUCUGUUCAUGCAUGCGAUCUGUGCAGUACAGCAGUCGCAUAUUGGCGCAAGCCCUAGCCUUAAGCUGUGCUACCUUCACCCUUGCGUAGGAACUCAAGUGCAGUACGACUGCAGAAUGAAAUUUUUGAGCCCUAUUGAAUGACCCGCUGGCUUGUCAGGAAGGCCUGCCUUUAUGAGGCAACUGUUCAUCGUCCUUGAGCAACCACACCCGGAAUGCGAAUGCCUUUUCGGCAUGCAUCACAACCCCCAAAGAUGCAGAAAUGGAAAACGUUGCGAAAUGCUAGAUUGGGUAUUUGCCUCGAUGGUGGCAGGCAGCAGGGAUGGUGUCGGGUACUUGUCUUGGAAAUGACAGAAGGAUCGCUAGCGACUCGUUCACGACAGUGCCAGCAUCCACAAAGGUGGGAACCUGGCCCCUGGGGUUCAGUCUGAGGAUCUCCUCCGACUUGUGUUCCUCUAAUAGUGCCCGAUACUGCGGGUACAAAAGGGUGCAUUGAUCGUGAAGUCACUCUUUGAAAACUCAACGACCAUGCUCUCGAGUUCCAGACCCUUCUCCUUCAGGGCGAUCAACACCCUCCAUGCGAAUUUGACCCACUUCCCCAGUACAAAGUGCGUUGAGCGGCCAUUGUGCUCCGCAGCUUCCUUAAGAUCUGCAAUUU
Molecule: messenger RNA, 949 nt
Organism: Coccomyxa subellipsoidea C-169
Lineage: Eukaryota; Viridiplantae; Chlorophyta; Trebouxiophyceae; Coccomyxaceae
Exons: 2
Coding region: 466-642 (58 amino acids)
Source: RefSeq, a predicted model, not a curated record